UGUACGUAAAGAAUUGUAAAGGACCUAGUUGAUUCUUAAACAAGGUUUUAAUCUGAAAGGGAGGAAAAGACAGUCCUUUUUUCCCAACCAGAGUGCUCAAAAAGUUCAAGUAUCAGCACCAAUCUCAAGAGACCAAGUGGAAUGGGAAAACUGAUCAUCCAUAGUACCCUUCUCUGUGUUAGUUUGAUUGAAUUCAUCUUAUUCGUCCCAGUUUGCAUCUCAGCAAGAACAAGCAGUAGUAGUAGUGGAAAGAGAGUUCCGGCAAUUAUUGUCUUUGGUGACUCGUCUGUAGAUUCUGGGAACAACAACUUCAUCCCCACCAUGGCUAGGAGCAACUUCGAGCCUUAUGGACGGGACUUCUUCGGUGGCUUCCCCACUGGAAGGUUCUCCAAUGGCAGAAUUCCUCCUGACUUCAUCUCUGAAGCCUUUGGUCUCAAACCCUGCGUUCCUGCUUACUUAGAUCCUGCUUAUAAUAUCUCUGAUUUUGCUGUUGGUGUUUGCUUUGCUUCUGCUGGUACUGGCUAUGACAUUGCCACUUCUAAUGUCGCUGGAGUAAUACCACUGUGGAAAGAAGUGGAGUACUACAAGGAGUACCAGGAGAAGCUGAGAUCCCAUGUUGGCACCGACAAGGCGAACGAGAUAAUAAGAGAAGCUCUUUACCUAGUGAGCGCAGGAACAAACGACUUCCUGGAAAACUACUACACCAUGCCAGAACGACAACUAGAGUUCACGGUCGAGGAGUACGAGGAUUUCCUGAUAGGUCUAGCAGACAAGUUCCUUAGAGGGCUCUACGACCUUGGAGCAAGGAAGGUGUCCCUCACAGGAGUCCCUCCUAUGGGGUGCUUGCCCUUGGAAAGGACUAUCAACAUUCUGGACAACCAUGGAUGUGUGGAGAAAUACAACAACGUGGCUUUGGAGUUCAAUGGGAAGUUAGGUCAGUUGGUGAAGAAGCUGAAUAAGGAGCUUCCUGGGUUUCAGUUGAUCGAUGCAAAUGCCUAUGACUUCGUAUUGCAAAUUAUCACGCAGCCUUCUCGUUUUGGUUUUGAAGAUGCGGGAGUGGGGUGCUGUGGAACAGGCAGAUUUGAGAUGGGUUUUAUGUGCGAUCCAAACAGUCCCUUCACUUGCCCUGAUGCUAAUAAAUACGUAUUCUGGGAUGCCAUCCACCCUUCUGCCAAAACCAGUCAGCUUGUCUCCAAUUAUCUCAUUCAAACUCAUCUCUCCCAGUUUCUUUGAGCUUAUUCUUCCAUGGCUUCCCUAGCUCUCUUCAUACAUAUUCAUAAACCUUCAUCACCAAAACCUCUUUUAUUAUAUCAUUGCUAUAAUUAUUUUAAUAAAAUGUGAUUAAAUUUACUGUAUUACUAUUAGCUUUUGAUUUUGAUGCUUAAUAAUUUGUUGUUUGAAAAGAUAUCCCUUUUCUCCCUGAAAAAACAUGGAGAUGUGCAAUAUUUAUUGUGGCAUUUAUC
Prosopis cineraria is the source of this 1463-nucleotide messenger RNA. RefSeq names its product GDSL esterase/lipase At2g42990-like. Gene Ontology annotation, molecular function: hydrolase activity, acting on ester bonds. Bases 142 to 1233 code for a protein of 363 amino acids. The transcript has 3 exons. The record is from RefSeq and is a predicted model, not a curated record. Lineage: Eukaryota; Viridiplantae; Streptophyta; Magnoliopsida; Fabales; Fabaceae.